Aspergillus ochraceoroseus IBT 24754 is the source of this 750-nucleotide messenger RNA. RefSeq lists its product as uncharacterized. NCBI's taxonomy places the organism in Eukaryota, Fungi, Ascomycota, Eurotiomycetes, Eurotiales, Aspergillaceae. The coding region runs from base 1 to 750 and encodes 249 amino acids. The record is from RefSeq and is a predicted model, not a curated record. The transcript has 2 exons.
AUGGCACCGAUCCGGCGGUAUCUGAGAAUCAGCAAGUAUACUGUCCUGGAAUGCAGGAUUUACCUGGAAAACCCCUCAGACACGCGAUGGCUACUCGACACCCGUGACCCUGUUCUCCCCCGCAUCUUCGCCGCCAUCCGACCCUUGGUGCUUCCUAAACUGCGAGAGGAGAAUGAGAGGCUGUUUACUCGGAAGAAGGGAAGACCUGUUAAGGAUGUGAUGGCUGAAGAGGACUUUGAGGUCUCGUUGUUUCUUCGUGAAUCACAUACUCGUCAUUCACUUCUGACACAGCACAAAAACUUUGAGGCAGCUGAGAAUACAUUAGCGCAGACAAGACCCACCGCUGGAGCCGAUAGACAUGCCGACACUGGGAUCUUAAUCGAGAGUGAUAGCGAGUCGGAGAUACAUAUGGAUGCGAUUCCACAAGCAGGCGCAGAUGCUGAGGAAGAAGAUAAUGCACUUGGCAAAGACACAAGAGCGUCGAAUCACCAAGACAAUACGUUUGAUAACCAACGCACCAAACGAAAGAAAGGCGAAUCACCCAGCCAAUCAUUAGAGGAGGAUGAUAAAAAGAUGCGUUUCAAGACGAAUUACGAAGGCUUCAACAUCUAUGGGUGGAUGCUGUGCUUGCUUGUCACGCGAACGGGGGGCAAAGAGAACGCCAAGACGGCCCCGUCAGAACCUACGCGUCAAGUAUUAAUGGAAGAGUGGAUAUCCACUCAAGCUCAGGGGACUCUGGAUGAAGAAUAG